GAUGGGGCGGCGGAGCAUCUUCCACUGCCCGCACCGCCGCUGUGUGGGCCCCAGCCCGCCCCGUGCGACAAAGUAGAGCGGCUCCAAUCCAAACGUUUUCUAACCCAGCGAUGCCUGCGGUUCCUCUGGUGCACGUCGCGCCGAGGCCGCCACCGAGGAAGGGGAGUGGGCGGGGUCGUGGUC
Prorocentrum cordatum is the source of this 183-nucleotide messenger RNA. Lineage: Eukaryota; Dinophyceae; Prorocentrales; Prorocentraceae. The record is from the annotation of a GenBank genome assembly.